UUCAGUGUGGGAUCAGUGUUGACCAGCCGGCUGAGGAGAAAGUCGCGUGUCGUCAUCGUCUCUCAGGAUAAUUUGUGUCCGGAUUUAAAUCCGAAACUGGAUCUUAAUCUCCUCCUGCAGACCGACAUGGACGUGUUACUGAACACCUGUGGACGGAAAAGAGUCCAAACUGUGCUCUUUGUAUUCCUCCUCGUCGUAAACGCAGCAGCUGAGUGUCCGAAGCCUGAAGGAAAAGAAAGUAUCAUUUUAAGCGAAGCAGCCCUUUUGAUGAAUGACUUUCCCGAGGGCUCUGAUGUCACGUUAGAGUGUGGUAAUGGAUUUGAGCUAGAUAGUGGCUCUGGAGUUAUAACCUGCAUCGACGGGAAGUGGACUGAACCAGAUCUCAUCUGCAAAAAGAGAGACUGUGGUCCCCCUACACCUAUGCCCAAUAUGUCCUUUCGUUUGAGUGAAGGGACCCUGUUCAGAGCUGUAGCAAUAGUCAUUUGUGAUAAAGGCUACAGGGUCAUCGGAUCCAGUUACAAACAGUGCUUCGCGCUAGGGUGGAGUGGAAGAGCAAAAUGUGAAAUUAUAACCUGUAGUAAACCUGGUGGAGUGACCAAUGGCAGGAGCUCCUGGGAUUCUCAGGAUGAACCAAAAUACGGAGAGACUGUACAGUACGUCUGUGAUCAAGGAUUCAGUCUCACUGGGAAUGACAGCAUCAUGUGCACUGAAACGGGUGAAUACGAUGCCGAGCCUCCUAAAUGUGAAGGUGUGUCAACAGGUGAUAGAAUAACAAUGACAAUGUUUACACCAACACCUGCAACAACAGAACAAGGUGGAGAUAUUUUGACGACACUUUCACCUAUCAAAGACACAACUCAGAGAGAUACAACUGUUACAAGCAGUGCAACAAAUCCUCCACCUUCACUACAAGGUGGCAGAGGCAUUGUGACAGGUGAGGAUAAAGAUACUCCAACUGCUGUAGCAUCAACAACUUCAUCACAAGACAUGCAUGGUGCAACUGAUGAAAUCAGCCAGGAUAACGGACAUUUACCUGUUAUAAUCAGUGUGAUAUGCACUGCAACAGCGGUGUUUUUAGUUCUUAUCUUUAUAAACAAGUAUAUCAUGAGGAGAAAAGGCUCAUAUGACACCAGGGAGGACCUGAAGCCGGAGUUAUUACAGUUCCAAAAUCUUUAGAUUGCCCGCCUCACUAAGCUUCAUAAAUGGAACGCUGCCUAUCUGUUCAAGAGCAUCUGUGACCCCGGACAGACGUGCCGACAGAUUAUAGCGGCUCCUCUCGGGGUAGAAGAAGGGGAAAACUCACUUUACUGUCAAUGCACUUCAAAACAGCAGAUAACCCAAACUGCUGCGUUCGAGGCUCAUAAUUUAAAUCAACUACCGAUGAUCAGAAAAACACUUUUUGUAAUGAUUUAUUUUUUUAUGACCACUUUAUUCUAAGUAUUGUAAAUAGAUUGUGCCACUUUAGUUUCACUAUUUUGUAUUAUUGACUUAUUUAUGUUGUAAACUGGAAUUAACACUCUGGUCGUUGUAUUAUGAUAUUUCUAAAGCUAUUUAAACUUUUAAGUUCAGAGUUUUUAAGUGUUUUUGUGUUAUUAAUGUUGCUGUUUUUGUUCAUACACAUUUGUGUAAAAGGGAUACAAGCAGCGAACGCUGUGGUCAGUUCAGUUUGCAGACUGUAAGAGCGGCUGAUAAAGAUAUCAUCAGC
Messenger RNA from Labrus mixtus (cuckoo wrasse), 1705 nucleotides. RefSeq names its product complement factor H. Lineage: Eukaryota; Metazoa; Chordata; Actinopteri; Labriformes; Labridae. The transcript is spliced from 13 exons. Bases 127 to 1176 code for a protein of 349 amino acids. The record is from RefSeq and is a predicted model, not a curated record.